Messenger RNA from Salmo salar (Atlantic salmon), 1340 nucleotides. Its product is annotated as C-X-C chemokine receptor type 1. Gene Ontology annotation, molecular function: C-C chemokine binding; C-C chemokine receptor activity. Gene Ontology annotation, biological process: calcium-mediated signaling; positive regulation of cytosolic calcium ion concentration; G protein-coupled receptor signaling pathway. The record is from RefSeq and is a predicted model, not a curated record. Gene Ontology annotation, cellular component: membrane; external side of plasma membrane. Lineage: Eukaryota; Metazoa; Chordata; Actinopteri; Salmoniformes; Salmonidae.
UCCUGUGUGGUGUGGGGACGCGAUUUGUGAUAUCUGUUCGACGACAAAGCAAGACAUGGUCACAAUGGCAGACCCAAAUAUCUCAUACCUUUUGACUCUGGAGGACUUUGGUGAAUACUUCAACUACACUGACUUCAACACAACUUAUGAGCUUGAUGAAAACACCCUAAUCUGUGAUACUUCCCCCAUUUCCUCUGGUGUGACAGUCGUCUUAUGUGCCUUAUAUGUCCUCAUCUUGCUCUUGGCCAUUCCUGGGAACCUGGUGGUGGGGCUGGUGAUCGCCUCCAGCAAGCAGCCACUGUCUCCUUCUGACUUAUACCUCCUCCACCUGGCUGUGGCCGACUUCCUGUUGGCUCUCACCCUCCCUUUCUGGGCAGCUUCUGUCACAGUAGGCUGGGUGUUUGGUGACGUCAUGUGCAAACUAGUUAGUAUCUUCCAGGAGGUCAGCUUCUAUGCCAGCAUCCUGUUUUUGACCUGCAUCAGCGUGGACCGUUACCUGGUGAUCGUGCGAGCCAUGGAGGCGUCCAAGGCUGCUCGUCGCCGAGAGGUCAGCUGGGGCACCUGUGCCACUGUCUGGCUCGUGGGUGGCCUGCUGUCCCUGCCAGGUCUCUUCAACCACGUCUUCCUCUUACCCGGCACAGAGCGGAUGACAUGCACCGAGAGUUACGACCCAGGCAGCGCUGAGGCUUGGCGGCUGGUCAUACGGGUUCUCGGGCACACGUUAGGGUUUCUACUCCCUUUGACCGUUAUGGUGGUGUGCUAUGGUGUGAUUGUGGCUCGACUCCUGCGGACCCGGGGCGGUUUCCAGAGGAACAGGGCCAUGAGGGUGAUUGUUGCGCUGGUUUUGGCCUUUCUGCUGUGCUGGAUGCCCUACCACCUGGCGGUGAUGGCGGACACCCUAUUCUGGGCAAAAGUGGUGGGGUACGGGUGCCGAGAGAGAAGCGCUGUGGACACCGCCAUGUUCGCCACCCAGAGUCUGGGCCUGCUGCACAGCUGCGUCAACCCGGUUCUGUAUGCCUUUGUCGGGGAGAAGUUUAGGAGGAGGCUGCUCCAGAUGUUCCAGAAAGCGGGUGUGAUGGAGCAGCGAGCGUCGUUGACCAGGGCCAGCAGAUACUUCUCUCAGACCUCGGAGGCCACCUCCACAUUCAUGUGAUCUUAAAAUGUGUGAUUUUACCCCUGAUUAUAAGAAGAAUCAAUGAGUCAUGAUGAGUCAUAAUCAGGUUGUAUCAGUGUUCAUGUUAAAACACUUCAUUUCUCCACUGGUUUAACAACAUGCCUUUUUUAAAAGCUGUUUCCCACAAGUCUUUGUCCAUAAGUGAUUAAAUCCAUUUUCUCAGUCA